CAAUGGUAACUAUAACAAUUAAAUAAAGGCUGACGCAAAACCAUAACCUGUUCAAUAACCAAAAGGCAAAAAAGGAAAGAAAACUGGAGAAGAAACUGUUUAAUAAGUAGUAGCUACAUUAGGACCAAAUGUGGCAGGAAAUGAAUUAGUAUUUGGAGUGGCUCACAUCUUAUCUACAUGGAAUGACACUUUUAUUCAUAUCACUGAUUUGACAGGAAGAGAAACAUUAGCUAGAGUAACUGGUGGAAUGAAAGUUAAAUCAGAUAGAGAAGAAUCAUCACCAUAUGCAGCCAUGCAAGCAGCCAAAGAUGUUUAUGAGAAAUUGAAAACACUCAAAAUUAAUGCUUUGCAUAUUAAAUUAAGAGCAAGAGGAGGUAUCAAAUAUUCAUUAUUUAUUUAGGUGUUGAUACAAGAUAACCUGGACCAGGUGCUUAAGCUGCAUUGAGAGCAUUGGCUCGUCUUGGACUGAAAAUUGGUAGAAUUGAAGAUGUUACUCCUAUUCCAACUGAUUCAACAAGAAGACCUGGAGGUAGAAGAGGAAGAAGAUUGUGAA
Paramecium pentaurelia is the source of this 553-nucleotide messenger RNA. NCBI's taxonomy places the organism in Eukaryota, Ciliophora, Oligohymenophorea, Peniculida, Parameciidae. The record is from the annotation of a GenBank genome assembly.